AUGAGCUUAACAGAAGAGGAAGCAGAUAAGAGGCAGGAAGAUAAUUUAAAUAAAGAAGAGGUGAAGAAGAGUGUGCAUAAUGAGGAUGAGGUGAAGAAGAGUGUGCAUAAUGAGGAUGAGGUGAAGAAGAGUGUGAGUGAAGAAGUACGUAGUACAGAGGAGGGGAAGCAGGUAAAGGAAAAUCCAUUUCUUACGACAUCUGUUCCCAAGAAGGAUGAAUUUAAAGCAUGCAGCACGGAAGAGGAGCUUGAUGAAAGUAGUAUAAUAGAAAAACAGGAGAAAUUUCUUGAUGAGAACCAAGAGGACGAGGUAUUGUUUAAAGCGAAGUGCAAGUUGUAUUACUUUGCGAAGGAGACGAAUAGUCUUGAAGAGCGUGCUCAAGGGACGAUGAUUAUUGGAAAGCACCCAAAGACUAAUCUUGUGCGAAUUGUUGUGUUCAGGGAACAGAUUGGAAGACUGGGAUGCAACCAUUACAUCAAUCCUGCGCUUAAGGCACAGGCACACAAGAAGAUGGCGAAUGGAUGGAUGUGGAUGACUACAGAGGAUACUGUUGAGUCUGAUGCAUUGAGGGACAAAAAGCAGCUGCUUGUUGUGAAGUUUAAUUCUGAAGAGGACUCAGUGAGGUUUGGAGAGGAGUAUGAGUCUGGAAGACGCCACAACGAUAUGGUGCUUGAAGAACGAAAGAAUAAAGAUUGA
Ordospora colligata OC4 is the source of this 696-nucleotide messenger RNA. RefSeq names its product putative Ran GTPase binding protein. Gene Ontology annotation, cellular component: cytoplasm; nuclear pore. Gene Ontology annotation, molecular function: GTPase activator activity. NCBI's taxonomy places the organism in Eukaryota, Fungi, Microsporidia, Ordosporidae. The record is from RefSeq and is a predicted model, not a curated record. Gene Ontology annotation, biological process: intracellular transport. The transcript has a single exon. The coding region runs from base 1 to 696 and encodes 231 amino acids.